Ictidomys tridecemlineatus (thirteen-lined ground squirrel) is the source of this 8559-nucleotide messenger RNA. The record is from RefSeq and is a predicted model, not a curated record. Lineage: Eukaryota; Metazoa; Chordata; Mammalia; Rodentia; Sciuridae.
UGAAGGUCAUAGAAUUUCUAUUACAAGGAAAUUGUCAUUUUAAUACAAAAAAUAUUCAUAGAGGAACAUAAACGAAUGUUUUAUUGCAUUGCAAUAAAACUUUACUUACAUAAGUAGGUGAUAGGCUGGAGUAAGUGCAUGUGCUAUAGUUUGGUGAGCCCAGGCCACAAUACUAUAAAACGGAGCCAGCUGUGGGCCUGAGUUGAAAGAUGUGCAGGCUCUUGGUCCUCUCAAGAUUGUGAGAGGGGAAAAAAGGAAAAGUUCCCAUUCACUCUCUGUGUUUUUAUUCAUUAAAACCUCAUCAAGAUUUAAACCUGAGAUUGGUGUUGUGCUCAAUGCCUUAAUAGGAAUAAAGUAGCAGGUGAAGUUAUUCUUGCAUGAGGAAGAAUUUCUGAAUAAGGAAUAAUAUGAUAUUGUACAAUAUGUGGUCUUGGAUCCAUAUCCUGGCGUAGAGUUCCUAAAAUGCUUCAAAUGUUUCUGGAGUGAUAAGAGUAGCUUUGUAUGAUGACUGUUGACCAGGACAGAUAUCCUCAGGAUGAGUGCUGGUCCAGAAGAACUAAGGUAUGCUUGAUUCUUCAGCCCUAUCCCCUAACCUUGAGGUUGAGAGGUACUGAAAGUUAAAUUGAAUAUUUAAAUUGCUAAUUUAAAUCAGUCAUUCUUUCUAGUAAAGCCUCUGUGAGAACCCAAAAAGAAUAAAUUUAGGGAGAUUCUGUAUAGCUGAAUUUGUAGAGGUUCCUGGUACGAGGCACCCCAAUAGGCAUGGAAGUUCUGCAGCUUUUCCUACCCUGCUAUGCCAUAUAUAUUUCUUUAUCUAGAUAGUUCUCUGUAUUUAUAACAAACCAUAAGCACAAGGAAGUGUUUGCUUAGAUUCUGUAAGCCAUCCCAGCAUAUUAGCCAACUCAAGGAGGGUACAGUGGGGACCCUGAGAUGUAGCCAUUUGGUCAGAAGUAUAAAUGACAAUGUACUAGUUGUUAUGUUGCAUGAAGUAUGGGGAAGUUUUGUGGGACUGAGCCCUCAACCUGUGGGAUGAAGCUGUCCAUGUAGAUAGUGUAAGAAUGUUAUUGAAUAACAGGAAACCUAGCUACUGUCUGUUGGAGAACUGCUUGAUGUGUGUGGAAAAUUACCCACACACGUAAUAUCCAGUGUUCUGUGCAGGUUCGAAGGAAAAUAACUUUGAUUUUUUUUUCUUAUUUCAUUACCAUCAACUGCAAAGAGACUAAUGUAGUAGUUUAGAAGUAUUUUGGCUUUGAGACAGGAUUUGUUCAGUCAUUAAGUAUGUGUGUGUAGAAAGGGAAAGAGAUCUGCUGACGGAUCUGCGAUAGACUUGGGGAGACCACAGAAUCUUCUGAACCUCCCCUGAAUUGAUUCUCAGGUCCCCAGUGCUGUCAGCCUCACCCACCAUCUCACACACACUGGGGGAAUUGUACCUUUCUGAACAGAGUUUGUGGCAUCUUUUAGGACUCGGUGACCUUUGAGGAUGUGGCUGUGGACUUUACCCAGCAGGAGUGGGCUUUGCUGGAUCUUGCUCAGAGGAGCUUCUACAGAGAUGUGAUGCUGGAAACCUUCCAGAACCUGGUCUCACUAGGGUACCCACUACUCACACCCAAUCUGAUCUCCCAGUGGGAACAAGAGGAGGAACUGCAGACAGUGAACACAGAACUUAUCCUGGAGCAGCACCAGGAAGAAUUUGAGUCUCUACUUAAUACUAAGGAAUUAGUUGCUCUUCAAGAUAACAAUGGAGAAAAAAUAUCCAAUGAACAGAAAAUAGUGAGAUUCAAAAGAAGUGGUUCCUGCCCCUCUAUUUUACAUGAAAACCAGGACACCCAUCAUGUGAAUGAUUGGAACAACAGCCAUGAGAAAGGUUUAAGUCAUGUGGUAGAGAACAUCUGUGAAUACAAUGAAGAAAAUCAAUGUGGACAAUUUUCAGAUCUCAUGCUCCAGAGAACUACUGAAGUCAAAUCCUUUGAAUGCUAUGAGUGUGGAAAGUCCUUCCUGUCUCAUUCAUCACUUAAGAAUCACACCAGAUCUCAUGCUGGAAACAAACCCUAUCAGUGUAAGGAAUGUGGGAAAGCCUUCCAUUUUCUUUCUUAUUUUAAGAAGCAUGUGAAAACUCCUACAGAAGAAAAACCAUAUGAAUGUAAGGAAUGUAUAAAGACCUUCAAUUGUUUCUUCAUGUUCAGAGCACAUAUGAAAAUUCAUAGUAAAAAGGCAAAGUAUGAAUGUAAGGAAUGUGGGAAAACCUUCAGUAGUUCUUUCCACCUCACAGAACACAAAAGAAUUCACAGUGGAGAUAAGCCCUAUGAAUGUAAGGAAUGUGGGAAGGCCUUUAGUUGUUCCUCAUCACUCUCCAAACACAACAUAAUUCAUAGUGGAGAUAAGCCAUAUGAAUGUAAGGAAUGUGGGAAGGCCUUUAGCUAUUCCUCUCAUCUUAAAAGACAUAUAAGAAUUCACACAGGAGAGAAGCCUUAUGAAUGUAAAGAGUGUGGGAAGGCCUUCAGUGAAUCCUCAAAACUCACUAUACAUGUGAGGACACACACUGGAGAGGAGCCCUAUAAAUGUAAGGAAUGUGGGAAAACCUUCAAUUGCCCCUCCUCCUUAAGUAUCCACAUGAGAAAACACACUGGAGAGAAACCUUUUGAAUGUCUGGAAUGUGGAAAAGCCUUUUAUCUUUCCACUUCCCUGAUCACACAUGUGAACAAUCAAAGUAGAGAGAAACCCUAUGAAUGUAAGGAAUGUGGGAAGGCCUUCAGUUGUCCCUCAUCCUUUAAAGCACAUGUGAGAGAUCACAAUGGUAAGGUGCAAAAUGAAUGUAAGGAGUGUGGGAAGGUCUUUAGUCGUUCCUCAUCCCUCACUGAACACCUAAGAACUCACAGUGGAGAAAAGCCUUAUGAGUGUGAGGAAUGUGGGAAAGCCUUCAUUAGUUCUUCCCAUCUUACGGUACAUAGAAGAACUCACACUGGAGAGAAACCUUAUGAAUGUAAAAUAUGUGGGAAAGCCUUUAUUUGUUUCUCACCGCUUAGUAUCCACAUGAGAACCCACUCUGAGGAAAAACCCUAUGAAUGUAAGGAAUGUGGGAAGGCAUUUCGACAAUCUUCAUAUCUUACUAUACAUGCAAGAAUGCACACUGGAGAAAAACCCUUUGAAUGUCUGGAGUGUGGAAGAGCUUUCAGUUCUCCCUCAUCCUUUGGGAGACAUGUGAGAAGCCAUACUGGAGAGAAACCAUAUAAAUGUGAGGAAUGUGGGAAAGCCUUCUUUAGUUCUUCCUAUCUUACAGUACAUACAAGAAUUCACACUGGAGAGAAACCUUAUAAAUGUGAAAAAUGUGGGAAAGCCUUUAUUGGUCCAGCCUACUUUCGAAGACAUGUGAAAAGUCACACAAGGGACAACAUAUAAAUGUAAGAAGUAAGGGAAUCUUUGCAAGACUUUUUCUGAACUAAUGCAAUUUGUGAAGUCUCAUACUUUAGAGACACUAUAAAUGUGAGAAAGUAGGAGAUUAUCACUCAUUCUUUUCAUUGAAGUGUUGAGGACAACUGAUCGAAACCCUGUGUUUGUAAGCUAUAUGGUAAAACCUUUUGAUUUUGAACAUAACUUGUGCCGCAGUCCAGCUGGACUGUGCAAAGUAGCUGGGGGGUGACAAGCAACCUGUGAAGGUUGAAACGGUGGGAGCCACUUUAUUCAGAACAGCAGAGGUAUAUAUACCCAACUAAAUACACACAGCUUAUCUCAAUUAACAUCAUCCAGUUACAGCAAUCAGUCAUUAAGGAAUCUUCACCAUAUUAGUAAUUAGACACAGCUUAACUCAAUUAACAUCAUCUAGAUACAGCAGUCAGUCAUUAAGGAAUCCUUAUCAUCUUAAUAGCUUGCUGGCAUUACUUCUCAAACCACUCCUCCUGGCAAAGUGCCAGGCACCAUCUUGACUUGGCUGUGGCUCUCAACACUUGUAUAAGAAAAUUCAAAAUUUGAACUAGAAGAGAAGAUCAGUGCCUCAUUAAAGUGGACUUCUAGAGGAUCAUUGAUUUUCAGUGUUUUCUAAUAGGAAGAUUUAAGGUUAUAUGUUUCCCUUUUCAGCUUUUAUGACAUACUUUUGAGUAUGAGGUGAGUUUCUUUAGCUGGGAUGUAAAUGUUAUUUCCAUUACAAAGUCUUUUGGACUCUUGGGAGAUUGUGUGUGUACGUGUGUGUAUGCUUCUCCUCUGAGACAGGGUCUGGCUAUGUUGUCCAGGCCUGUAACUCCUAGACUUCUGCCUUAGCCUCCUAAGUUUGGGAGUGCAGGCAUAUAUCAUUGAGUCUGGUUCAAGUGCAUUCUUUUUUUUUUUUUUUUGGCAGGCAGGGAAAUGGUGAUUUUUUUUUUUUUUAAUUGUUGUUUAAGUUUGAACUUACAGAAUGGGCACCUUCUUCUUCUUUGUAUUCUUCUUUGCCUUCGCCUCCUUCUUUGUCGUCUUCAUCUUCGCCUUCAUCAUUUUCUUCAUCUGGAUACUGCAAGCUGCCUACCCAAUAAUUCCCCCCUUCCCUUUAAACUAAGAGUACCAACUGUUUUUGAGAAUAUCAGUGUUUACUAUCAAAGCUUUUCAUGUGUAAUAAAAAGUUUUAGUAGAAAUUAAUUAGUACAAAGGCCUUGAAAGAUUAUAGUGUCAUCUGAUUGCUGUUUUGUGUUUUAUUCUUUACGUUUCUUCAUGACUAGAAUCUUUGUUAAUUUAAUUUUUUCAAGUUGUUGAUGGAUCUGUAUUUUAUUUAUUUAUAUGUGGUGCUGAGAAUCGAACCCAGUGUCUCAUACACGCUAGGUAAGCACUUGACUACAGAGCCACAACCCCAGCCCUCAUGGCUGGAAUUUUGAUCUAAUGUUUUAAGUUAAUAAAGUGUGUUAUAUUAAUUUGGAUAUAGCUCAGGACUACAUUUCCCUUAAUCACUUCUAAUCCUAGGUAAUAAGUUUUCUAAAAUAACUUUGCAAGAAGUUUGAAAGGCUUUAGGGAAGGAGCUACAAUUGCCUGCUUAUUGGGACCACGAUAUAGGUAGACAGAUGAGUAGGGACCUUGUGGGCCCCAGUUUUCACCUCAUUUUUCUGAGUAUUGAACGCACUGAUCCAUACUUGCUCAAAACUGAAGGUUAAGUGCUUCACCUCAGUCUCCUCAGGGGCUGCACCUCCACAAACGUCUCCAUUAACUCCUGUAUCCUGGCCAAACACAACUUAGAUUUCUCUGGCAAGCUCUGGUGUUGCCAUUUUGGCAUUUUUGCUUCUCAUUGCACUUCCUCUGGCACUUUCACUGCCCUGUUAGAGUUGACCAGUUUGCAGAAGGAUUGUCAUCAAGCUCAGAGUCCAGUCCCAUCCUUCACUCUGCUUAUGGGAUUAGUGUCUAUACAAGCCUACCAUGGUCCCCAAAGUGAGUAGAGCUGUGGCUAAUGAAGUUAUCCUGUUGGUAAUUGAGGCAAGCCUCGGAUAGGCGUCAUCCUAUUUUUGUAGAGGAGGAUUUAUAUUUGAUACCUUCAGACUGGGAAGAUUUUACUGCCUUUAUGCGAGAAGAGGAACGCUGUGAGAUGUUUCAGGUACAUUUUGUUUCCUCCUCCCCUUUUUUAAAGCAUUGUAUUUUAAGGGGUGGUUCUGUGGCUCAGUGGUAGAGCAUUUGCGUAGCAUAUAUGAGGUACUGUUCGAUUCUCAGCAUGGCAUAUAAAUAAAUGAAUAAAAUAAAGGUCUAUUAACAACUAAAAAUAUUUUAGAAAACUAUAUUUUAUCUCUUAAAAGCAUAACUAUACCAUUUCCCUUAAUCACUUUUUACUGUUUAUCAAGGUAUACAUACACUAAUGUGCAAGUUGUGUACAGCUUUGCUGCAGGCUGGACGGCGGGGGCCGCGUGAGCCUUGGCUCCGCUUCUGCCCGCUGCUGUUUUCACCUGCUGCCUUCCUGCUGGGCGCUUUCGCGGGUCGCUGUCAGUGCACGCCUGCUUGCGAUCCUGCAACCCGGCUGAGCACAAAAACACAAGCCAGAUGGAACUGAAACAAAGUUUUAUUUUGUGAGAGGCUGUGUGCGUCCCCCUAACAAGCCGGUCCACACACACGUGUGUCCCUACCGGACACGGGGGGCUCCACUAUACAUAUAUACUACAUCUGUAUAUAUGUAUACACUAUACAUAUAUACUACAUCUAUAUGAUGUAAUUUCAUAUAGAUGUAUACAUCCUGGUGGACACAUUUCCAGGAAAUUCAUUCAUCUCCUUUCUCAAUAAUCACUCCACAGAAGAAAUAGGCUUUUGACUCUUAUUACGCUUGAUUUGGUGUGCUUUUUCUCACUUUUCAAAUAAAUGUUAAAACUACAACAUGUACUGUUACAUGUUUGGCUUCUUUUACUCAACAUAAUGUCUAGUUUGUCACUUGGUUGCUCUUAUUUCUCUUGGUAUAUGCUAUAUGUGGGGAAUGCAAUUAUUGAAUGAUAGGGUAGACUUGAAUUGUGGAUAUUUUGGUAGAUACUUUAGAUUUUCAAAAAUGUUAGUUUCACCAGUAAGUCCCCAGCAGUGCAUGUGAGUGUUGGCUAUUCUGCAUACUGGGCCCACACUUUCUAACUUUAGCUCUUUAGCAGAGUGUGUGGUGGUAUGUUUUUUUUUUGUUGUUGUUGAAAUUUGCAUUUUCCUGAUAUGUCGUGAUUUUGAGUACUUUUUGGUGUGUUUAUUGGUUAUUUGGAUGUCUUUAUUAGGCUACUUUGUGAAGCAUUUCACCCAUUUUUAUUUCCUUUUUUCUUUUGAAGUGUUUUCUUGCUGCUAAAAAGUCCUUGGCUAUAACUAAGCUUCAAUCUGGAUCCUGAGGCUAAAAGAUGUGCAUUUGUCUGUCUCCUUGUCUUGGCUGUGCAUCCUUUUGCAUUGUCUUUUCUUCCAGCUGGGAUGUUUUCUUCACAGUAGGCUUCAGAAGUUCUGUGCUGCUUUCCUCCCAAGAUAAUGCUUCAGGGAGAAGAGUGACAUCUUUUUUUGAACAGUUCCAAUAUAAUUAUCAAAAUGGAAUCUGAGGAGGGGAGGCGGGAUAGUAGAGGAUAGGAAAGGCAACAGAAUACAACAGACACUAGUGUGGCAGUAUGUAAAAACAUGGAUGUGUAACCGAUGUGAUUCUGCAAUCUGUAUACGGGGUAAAAAUGGGAGUUCAUAUCCCACUUGAAUCAAAUGUAUGAAAUUGAUAUGUUAAGAGCUAUGUAAUGUUUUGACCAACUAAUAAUAAAAAAAAAUGGAAUCUGAUUAUUUUGUCCACCAUGGUCAGGGGAAUGUUAAUACUCUGAUUUGUUUAGGACCAGCUCCCAGUUUCUCAUUGAGAAACUGAGGUUAGAAUUUGUACCCCUAAAUCAUAGAGCCCUGGCAGUUAUGAUGCACAUGGAGAGGAGAGAGAGGCAGCUGUGAGCAGGUGGGGGCUCAAAAUCGGGGCAAUAUUGCACCUUAUGCUGACAUCGGGAAAUACAAAGUCUGGGAACUUACCCAGUGUUUGUUCCUAGAAACCCUUUUAGAAUGUCAGAUGCCAUAUGUCUUUUAGAUUGCUAAAAAUUGCUCUCAGUCUUUACAGAACAUAAAAAUAAGUAGAGAUCUGAGUGUUCUUUAUAAAGUAUUUGCCUAGACCAAUAUAAUGAAUAUAUUUUGUGUUUUCUUCGAGACCCUUCAUUGUUUGUCUUCUUGUAUUCAGGUUGGUGUCCAUUUCAAGUAUUUGUUUGUUUGUUUGUUUGUUUGAUAGGGUGUGAGAUAGGAUGCAGGUGUAUGUGUACAGAUUUAUCCACUAGAUCAUGUUUUCUCUCUGCUUAGGUAGGCAAUCUGUGUUUUGGUUUGUUUGUCUUUCCUUGCAGCAGCACCAUACUAUCUUAAUUUGUUUUGCUUUGUUAGUAUUUUUGGAAAUCUAAUAAUAAAUUCUCAUUUUAGAAUUUAUUAAUUUUUAUAAAAAUAUUCAGGGUCCAUUUUAUAGAAUAACCUAAGGAAAAUUGACAUCUCUACAGAAUUGCAUCUUUCAAUAUGAACAUGAUACAACAAUCCAUUUACCUAGGUUGUCUUUAACUUUUCUGAAGGUGUUUUGUAGUUUAAUUGUAGAGGUCUUCAAUGCCUUUGUUUAAUUUAUUUCUAGAUACGUGGUGUGUUUUGCUUUGUAAAUUUUUGUAUUUUUAAUUUUUGGAUUAAUACAUACCUUUGCAAUAUCUUUUCCUUACAUCAGCUUUAUAGCUAGUGACAUAAAUUUAACUCACUCAAGUAAUUCUCACCAGGUUUCUAAACCUUUUAUUUAUUUUUCUUGUCUUUUUAAUGAAUAGAGGUCAUGAAUUGAAUAUCUUUUCCUUGUUCCUGUAUGAAAGAGUAUUCAACAUCUCACCAUUAAAUAUAAUGCUACUUGUAAAUUUUCAUAGAUAACUUUUAUCAAAUUAAGGGAAUUCUGUUUUGUUCCUGGAUUGUCAAAUGUUUUUAAAAAUCACAAAUUGAUAUUGGAUUUUAUCCAGUGCCUUUUCUGCAUGUAUCAGGGUCUUUAAAAAAAAUCCUUAAUUCUAACAAAAUGAACUAUACAUUCUUUGAUUUUCAGUUGGUAAAACAACAUGUAUUACUGGAAUAAAGUAAAUUUGUACA